AUGGCGGCAUCUUAUCUAGGCUCGACGAUGGUAGCUGUGGAAGAAAAAGAAAAGGUGAGCGCCAAUGGUGUACCUUUAUUCAAACAUACCGUGACGAAACUCGAUGAAAAAAUGGACAAGGAAGUGGUUCAUGAAUUUGGUGGACCUGUCGGUGUAUGCGCCAUGAUGCUCGGUUUUCCUUCUUUGAUGUAUUAUUUCUGGGUAUGCUUGGAAUAUCAUCAAGGCAAGCUCAUUACUCCUUCGUACUCGCUUGAAGGUAUUCAAUCCUUUGUUUUGGACGACAUUAUUCAUAAAGUGGUGACUGGUGCUUUCCCUCACUUGUUGGCUAUCAAGAUCUAUAUGGGCUUUGUCUUAUACUCUGCUAUCUGUGCUUAUACUCUUCCUGGUCCUGUUGUUGAAGGUCUUGGACUUCCUUCUUUGAAAGGCAAAAAGCUCAAGUACCUUUGUAAUGGUCUUUCAUUCUGGUAUCUUACUCUUGUAUUAUCUGCUGUGUUCCACUAUACUGGUAUUUUCCGUCUUACUUUGAUCAUUGACAAUUUCGGUAGCAUUAUGUCCGUGGCUAUUAUUUGGGGCUUCACCAUGUCAAUUUUGGUAUAUGUCAUUUCUGGUAUCAUGGGCAAGCAUCAUCGUAUGUCUGGCAACUUUUUCUAUGAUUUCUUCAUGGGUGCUUGUCUCAAUCCUCGUAUUGGUCAUUUGGAUCUCAAGAUGUGGGCUGAAACUCGUGUUCCCUGGCCUGUGUUGUUCUAUAUUUCCGUAUCUUGUGCUUUGAAACAAUAUGAAUCAAAGGGUUAUGUUAGUGCUCCUACUGCAUUUAUGGUCCUUGCCCACUUUUUGUAUGUUAAUGCUUGUCAAAAGGGUGAAGAAUGUAUUCCCACAUCUUGGGAUAUCUUUUACGAAAAGGAUGGAUUCAUGCUUAUUUUUUGGAAUAUGGCUGGUGUCCCCUUCACUUAUUGUAUGUCAUCUAUUUAUUUGAUCAAGUCUGAACAAGCAACUGGUAUCAGUAUCACUCAUUCUCUUCCAUACACCAUCUUCUUGUACAUCUUGUUGUUGGUUGGUUACUACGUUUUCGAUACUGGUAAUUCUCAAAAGAAUCGAUUCCGUAUGGAACAAAACGGUUCUUUCAUGACUCGCAAAGCUUUCCCUCAAUUACCUUGGGGUCAUCUCAAGAACCCUUCCUUUAUUCGUACCGAACAUGGUAAUCUCUUGUUGACUGAUGGUUGGUGGGGUAUCGCUCGUAAGCCUCAUUACACUGCUGAUUUGAUGAUGUCCAUCUCCUGGGGUUUGAUCACUGGUUUUGGUUCCUUCUUGCCUUACUUCUACUUUUGUUUCUUCGUCUUUGUCUUGACUCAUCGUGUAUCUCGUGAUAUGGAACGUUGUGCCAAGAAAUAUGGAAAAGAUUGGGAUAGAUACUGUGAACGUGUGCCUUAUAUCUUUAUUCCUUACGUAUUCUAG
Halteromyces radiatus is the source of this 1452-nucleotide messenger RNA. Its product is annotated as ergosterol biosynthesis ERG4/ERG24. Gene Ontology annotation, cellular component: endoplasmic reticulum membrane. Bases 1 to 1452 code for a protein of 483 amino acids. The transcript is spliced from 4 exons. NCBI's taxonomy places the organism in Eukaryota, Fungi, Mucoromycota, Mucoromycetes, Mucorales, Cunninghamellaceae. Gene Ontology annotation, biological process: ergosterol biosynthetic process. Gene Ontology annotation, molecular function: Delta24(24-1) sterol reductase activity. The record is from RefSeq and is a predicted model, not a curated record.